Messenger RNA from Spinacia oleracea (spinach), 1093 nucleotides. RefSeq names its product protein GLUTAMINE DUMPER 2. Bases 115 to 651 code for a protein of 178 amino acids. The transcript has a single exon. The record is from RefSeq and is a predicted model, not a curated record. NCBI's taxonomy places the organism in Eukaryota, Viridiplantae, Streptophyta, Magnoliopsida, Caryophyllales, Amaranthaceae. Gene Ontology annotation, biological process: regulation of amino acid export.
AUAAAUAACAACCUAAACCCACUAAUCACCUCUCAACCAAUUCCCAUCCUUUACCUCACUCUCUAAAAAAAAUUCAACAUUAUUUUUACACACACAAAAAAGUAAAAAUAAAAAAUGAGGCCAGGAGUCACAAUUCAUAUAGGAGGUGAAUUUGGAGCACGAGAAAUACCACCACCACACCACCAACAUCAAAUGGCACCGCCCGCGGCCGGGUGGAAGUCUCCGGUGCCAUACUUAUUCGGAGGUUUAGCCGCCAUGCUCGGUUUAAUAGCGUUUGCGCUACUCAUCCUCGCUUGUUCAUAUUGGAAACUCUCUGGCUACCUCGACGCUGGGGAGGAUUCCGGCGAAGUCACCGGCGACGAGAAACCCAAAGAUAGUAAUAGUAAUGCUACAGCGGUGUCAUAUCCGAGUAGCAUACUAGUGAUAAUGGCGGGUGAGGAGAAGCCUACUUUCUUGGCCAUGCCAGCAACUAGUAGAACUUCUUCUCUAGGAGAUUAUGAACAAAGUGAUAAAGCAUGUAGUAGUAGUGAUGGUGGUGCUGACGGUGGUUCUAGUGGCGGUGGUGGGGAGGAGAAAGUGGCGGAGCUAGAGACCAGCGGGACAAUAGGUACAACUCGUGAAGAAGAAAAAAACAGAGAGACGACAACCUGAAUAUGUUGGUGGAGGUUAUAGUAGUGGUGGUGACGUGGGGGUGGUGGUGGGUCAAUAUUUGUCAAUUAUUGUUUCUCAGGUAUUUUGUCAUGGGAUGGGAUGUACUAGGGAGGGUGGAGGGUCCCAUGCAAACAUUUUAAUUUCAAAAGUUUCUUAAUUUUAAUUGGGGGAAAAUGAUGAAAAAAAUGGGGGUUAAAUGAUUAAUUAAGGUAUGUUAUUAGAUUUCGGAUAAGGAUUAGAUUAAAUUAAGCACAUAAGUAGAGGAGGAUUAGGUAACUUUUUUUUUGUUUACUCCUUUCAUCUGAUAUGUAAAAACUAUAUCAGACGGAGGGGUAAUUUUGUUAGUUGUUGGGUGCUAAAUAGCAUUUAGAUUUUGGAAUUGAAGAGUUGGAUUUUCCCUUUCUGCUUUUAAGUGAUUGGAAAAUGCUAAUUGCGAUAUAGA